This is a messenger RNA of Alligator mississippiensis (American alligator), 7559 nucleotides long. It is a transcript of the gene DDX31, whose product is annotated as DEAD-box helicase 31. Gene Ontology annotation, biological process: ribosome biogenesis. The transcript is spliced from 20 exons. Bases 46 to 2193 code for a protein of 715 amino acids. Gene Ontology annotation, cellular component: nucleus. Gene Ontology annotation, molecular function: ATP binding; nucleic acid binding. Lineage: Eukaryota; Metazoa; Chordata; Crocodylia; Alligatoridae. The record is from RefSeq and is a predicted model, not a curated record.
GGGUCCUUCCUGCCGCGGGGCCCGCGCACGUGGAGCCGGCGCGCCAUGGAGGGGGACGCGGCGCUGAUCCUCAACGUGAGCUCGGGGCCCGCCCCGCCCCGCCGUCCGCCCCGCCAGAAGCAGAAUAAGGCUCUGAAAAUAAAGCCCCAAUGGACGGACAAUGUUACACCCACUAAGCGGAAACGCACGCUGCCUGCAUCCUCUCCACUCAAGAAACGCGCCAAGGAGGUUGACGUCAGUGGGAAGGGAAAUUUGGCAUCAGCGUUUGUUCCGAAGAAGCACCCGACUGACAGGCAGGAUGAGAGCACGAGACCUUUCAUUAAGACAUCCAGCUUGUUUAAAAACAACCCCGAGAUUCCAGAAAUCCCCAGAGGUGCAGUGCAGCUGGUGCAAGAAAAGGUUUUCACUUCCGAUUCUUUCACCCAGCUGGAUCUUCAUCCCCAUCUGGUAUCCACAAUAACCACUGUUUUGAAGAUGUCUAGUAUGACUAGUGUCCAGAAGCAAACUAUUCCUGUGCUGCUACAAGGCAAGGAUGCCCUGGUGAGAUCCCAGACAGGUUCAGGUAAAACUCUGGCCUAUGGCGUCCCACUGGUUCAGUCCUUGCAGGGGAUGAAGUCAAAAAUACAGCGCAGCGAUGGGCCUUAUGCACUUAUAUUGGUUCCAACAAGAGAGCUAGUAUUACAGAGUUUUGAUACAGUCCAGAAAUUGCUUAAGCCAUUUACCUGGAUUGUGCCUGGAGUGCUAAUGGGGGGAGAAAAGAGGAAAUCGGAAAAAGCCAGAUUACGUAAAGGAAUAAAUAUCCUCAUUUCAACUCCUGGCCGCCUGGUUGAUCACAUCAAGUCUACAAAGUGCAUUCACUUCCAUCAUACCCAAUGGCUGGUUCUCGACGAGGCAGACAGGAUCCUGGACAUGGGGUUUGAGAAGGAUGUGACUGUCAUACUUAAUGCCUUAAAUGCAGAGAGAGAGAAGCGGCAGACUGUCUUGCUCUCUGCCACGCUCGCACCAGGUGUAACAAGGUUGGCCGAUAUCAGUCUGAACGAUCCAGUCAGCAUUUCUGUUGUGGAUGAAACCUGGGACAGAACUGAACCUGAGCUGGAACCAGUUCAGGGAGCAGUUUGUUCCCCAGUUAACAUGGGGCACAGCAGCUUUGCUGUACCAGAGAAGCUCAAGCAGCAUGUGGUGGUUGUUCCCAGCAAGUUGAGGCUUGUCACCUUAUCAGCUUUUAUCCUCGGGAAGUGCAAGUUUGAAAAAUGCCACAAGAUGAUCAUCUUUUUCUCCAGCUGUGAGCAAGUGGAAUUCCACCAUGAACUCUUCCUAAAAGUCCUGUUGGGAGGUGCAGAGUCUGACCAGCCUGGGCAUCCACUGCCUCCAUUGCCAGGCCUGAGGUUCCUCCGACUACAUGGCAACAUGGACCAGGAGGAAAGGACUGCGGUAUUCCAGGAGUUCCUACAGGCCAAGACUGGCAUCUUACUCUGCACAGAUGUUGCUGCCCGUGGGUUGGACCUGCCUCAAGUCACCUGGAUUGUUCAGUACAACGCUCCGGUUUCACCUGCGGAAUACGUCCACCGGAUCGGAAGGACGGCUCGGAUUGGCUGUCACGGGAACAGCCUGCUCAUCCUGAUUCCUUCGGAGGCAGAAUAUGUCAACUUGCUGGCUUCUCACAAGAUUAAGGUCUCAGAAAUGAAGAUGGAGGACAUUUUGGCCAACUUAGUGAAGGACGAUCGUUUCAAGGGGCACCAAUGGGGAAACAAAAAAUCCCGUGGCACAAACCCCCAGGAAGUGCGGGAGCGGGCAACGGUCUUGCAGACGGAAUUUGAAAAUUACGUGCACUCCAGCGGAGAAAAGGUCCGGUGGGCAAAGAAAGCCCUGCAGUCUUUCCUUCGUGCAUAUACCACCUACCCCAAGAGCCUAAAGCACAUCUUCCACAUCAAAGCCCUCCAUCUGGGUCAUGUUGCCAAGACCUUUGGCCUGAGAGACGCUCCCCAGAACCUCAGUACCUCCAUGGCUGCCAGCUCCAAGAAGAAAACUAAAUUCAAGCCACAAAGGCCCGACCUUCACAAGAGGACCCAAGGCAAACGCCGCCUUGCUGAAAUCUUGCGCUCUGAAUAUUCAAGUGGGAUGGACUCUAAUGUAUCCAAGGUCAAGAGGAAGAAAAGACACAGAAAACCUGGCAACCAGGAAACGCUGAGCUGAACUGGGAGUUUCCAAUCCUCCGCUGCAAAAACUGGUUUCAGAGAACGCCAGGGACAGGGGACAGAGUGACAUGUAAAGCAAGCUGACGAGCAUCGGGAUUUAGCAGAGAAUUGUUCAAAGGCUUAAAGCCUUGGGGAGCUGAGCCUUACAGGAUGAAUGGGACUGAAUUCAGACACGUCCUGUUCUCAGCAAAGAAUGCUCCAUUCCAAUUAAAUGCAGCUUCCUGGAGAUGCACUAAGUUUCCAAGUUUUGCAGUUUUAACUCCGUGACAAUUUGCUUUUGUUAGGAAAAUUUCAGAGAGGUGAGAUGCAGCGUAGAGGGCAACAUACAACGCCCUGCCAAUAAGUGCACUUCACCUGGGAUGAGAAAGGAACUGAAUUCACAGGAGUGAUUGUUUUAAAAGCCUAUAGGGACUAAUGCCUCUUUUUUUAACCACAGAAAGUUAAUUUAACUCAGUGAGUGUUCGCCCCAAGGGCCAGGUAUAACCACUCAUCCUCUGCAGGGACCUGCUCAUUUCACUUGGGCUCUCCAGAGAGGCAAAUGGUGCUCAAUGUGAGCAGAGGUAGCAAAGUCUGACCCUUGUUUGCUUAGUCUGCAUUUAACAAGCAUGGGUCCCUUUGUCAGCCCUGUACUGUCAGUGGUGCGGAGGCCGUACCUUGAUGGCGCUCAAGGUAAUGGCAAAACUCCCAUUUACUUGGGAAAAGGAUUUGUUCCUGUCUGUAACCAGACACAGCCCACAUGAUACAGUUGUGAGUCCUUGCUCAGGCAAUCUUUAUAAGUAGGGUUUGGGCCUGAGUCAUUGAGCAUGGAGCUGUUCUGUGUUGCAAAAAGCAUCUCCCAUCUCAGCACACUGCAGGCUUUGCGGAGUAUUUCUAACGCUUGACAAUAAUCCAUCAUUUCGGAAAGGCGUUACUCCCUCUGAAAAGUGUAGUUAAUCAACCCUUACCGCAGCUCUUUUUAAAUAUCCAUUCCCCCUUUCAGAGCCUUUUCUGGGCUAGUUGAUUUUUCUCUCUGUUUCUUCCCUGUUUAUUGCCUUUGAAGCAGGAAGACAUCAGUAGUUUGGGCUUCUUCCUUUCUUCAUUCCCAGUCAGGUGCUGGUAGGGCUGGGAGUGCUGUGGUGUGCUCCAAGCCAGGCUGUAUUUGGGCCUCAUUCAUCAUUACCCUGCACGCAGGCUGGACCCCGCUUAGCCUCGGUGAAGUUGUACACAGCUUCCCUGCUUUUAAUAAGGCUACAUAUGAAAGCCCACCCCACUAUCAGCUCUGAGUACCCGGCUCACCUCAAUCUCUCUUCUCCACUAUAACCAGUAAGCAUCAGACACACUUAAAAGGGGGGAAAAAAGUCCUGCCCAAUGUACAUGCAGCCCUCCCUCUCCAGAGAAGACCAGAGCAGGAACAAACUGCACGCGUGAUGCAUGCUGGUUACAUCCCCCAGUGCCCAGGUGGAUAUGGUGAUAGUGGUAUAAGUGCUUAUGUAGAGUAGAAGGCACAGCCUGGCAGAGGGGGCUGUAAGAUGUCCCCAUAUCAAAUUGCAGCGAUAUAAGUGAUGGCACAUGGCGUUAGGCAAGAAUUAGUCAGGCCAUGCGGUGCAGAAAAAGAGCAGCCAAUCCAAAAGAUUUCUCAACUGAGUACAACUUUGGAGAACCAGAAUGCAUCUGCCUUUUUCCCUCCCAGGCAAUUACUGAACUGCAACUUCCUGGCUUCAUGUUUUUCGCAGCAGGAGAGGGUUUUUUUGGACACUUGAAAAAGACGGAUUUAAAAGAGCCUCAGCUAUAAAACAAACCAAGUGAUGGGCAGAGAGUACAAGGGACUGAUGAGGCUAAAAUUAAAUAAAAAGUGUUAUUAUUAUUAUUAUUUGGAAGGGCAAUACGGUUUAAGGCAAAUGUCAACUUAAAAAAAACCCCGAGGAUGAAAAUGACUCAGAAUGUGAUGCCAAGAGGAUAAGCUUGGGAAGAAUUGAUCUUGUGCAGGAGGUAAAAAAAAAAAAAAUAAAAGUAUGACCUUCUCCAAGCUGACUGUCACAUAAGAAUUAAUGGGAACUAUUGGUGAAUUUAUAAUAAUUGGAAGAAAAAGCCGACAGCACGUCAGUUAGACUUUAGGAAAUCUUUUCGCCCUCUGUAUUAUUGGGGCGUGUAAUUCUACAAAUGGUUUUGAUGAAAUAAUGAGUGAUUACUCUUUUUUCACCUACAGGCUUUUCUCUUUAAGGCUCACCAUCUUUUACCUGAUAGCUCUGGAUUAAUAGUGAGUGAUUACAGAAGGGAGGAAGGGGGAGAUUAUCGGAAAAUGUUAAAGGCAAUGUGUGUAUACCUACAGAGAGGCCAGGCCAAGUUUGCCAGAGAUGAACUUCUGCAGAUGUGCAACUUCUGGCUGGCCAUUCACAGGGAGAACUAAAUUCUGCCCUCCGUUAGAUUUAUGUGACCCUGUGGAUUACACUGUCUGGCCACUGUCUGUCUCCUGAUCUGCUUUACUACUUUCCCACCCAGCUGGUUUAGGAAGAAGGACUUUACAGUUUUAAGGUUAAUUUUAGCUAAAACGUAAACCACCAUUUCAGUAAAUCAGUAUCAGAUUGUCACCCUUGGCAUAGAAAUUCUAGAUUAGUUGAACAAAAGCCUCAGUAUAAUUCAGUUGCACAUGCAUUGACUUGGGCCCAGUUUUUAAAUUAAGGCUAGCAGAAGGGGCUUUAUCUUAUCGUCGACUCUUAAUUUGAUUUCUGAGCGGCGUUCGAUUUAAAACCUGAUGGCAGGAUAAAGUUUCAGCUUUUUAACUUCCUGCUAGUCCUGCCUUUUCUGCACAUCCAGAGCUGCAUUUGUGUGCGCUUCUGAGAGCCCUCUUCUUGUCUGACUGCUGGAGUCGGGAAUGCUUGCUCUCAGGAAAAGCUCCUCUGUUUCAUCCAUGCUCUUGGGUUUGUGUUUACUAAGAUGAUCGGCUCCUGGAGACAGGGACCACAGCUCUGUGUCUCAGUCUUGUGUGCUGCACCGAAUAAUACCAAUAAUAAGGGCCAAACCCUACCUGCCUUUUAAAGCCUGAAAAGGUCCUGCCAGAGCAGAGGAAGAAUGAUGGGGGAGAAGAAAUGCCACCAGGCAGAUAAAGGCUUGAGGGGCUAGGGGUGAGACCUCACCAUGUACCUAUGCUGAUCUGUCAGACCUUGAUCUCUCCAGAGGCUUCAUAUCCCAGGUACCCAGUUGUACACAUGUACUGAUUUCUGUAGGGCAGAAUUGGGCCCCAGACUCAGGUUCCUGCGUCCUUCAGGUUAGACCCAUUUUAACCUGUCAUAUUCUUGCUAUCCAAGGAGAAAGCCAGAAUGAAAGAAACCUGACAUUAAUGCACCAUCCCAGAAUGGCUCCGCUCAGCCCCAUACGUUUUGGAGGGGAACUCCAAGUCCUGUCCCUUAUCUGCUAUGCUGUUAUAGGACUGGGACCUACCUGCACAGCGAGACCCCCGCCUCCCCCAAAUGCAGCUUUGCCUCCCAAGCAUUUGGGGAAUGGUUCUGGUCUUUGACACUAGUAGAGGGGGCGGUGGGAGGUAUGUACGGACCCCAGUUGGGAACUCCUCCCAGAAGAGCGCGUUCAGGUCCAAGCACAAGGCGCACCUUAACCUCCCCAGGCACGAUGCCCAUCAUUAAGGACAAAGCAGCAAAACUCCCCUGUCGGUAUAAAUUCCCGUUCCUCUGCAACCCUGGGGAGAAGAGAGAAACACACCAUUUGUUCUGGACUCUUUAUGUUUCAGCAUAAUUUUUUUCAGUGCUUACAUGAUAACGUGAUAGGUGUCUUAAAAUAUCUUGGACAGAAGCCAGCUGGAGAGCAGUGACUGCUGAUUCAUGAGUCGAUGUGGGGGUGAGACUCCUUCAGCCAUGUUACUGCCUGUGACCGCUCAGUCUCUGCAUUGGUAUCGCUGUUCGGUCCCCAAUUGUUGCAGCUUCCUAUUGGCAUACUCAGUGCUGUCUAAGCAUCAGUCCCUUUCCCAGCAUCGAGAAAGGGGCAGACAGGACAGCAACAUACCUGCAUAUACGUUCAUAUUGAUGCAAUAGAAACAGGAGGCCAGGUGCCAAAUGGAAAUUUGACAGCCUUUGGUGGAGUUCUCACCUUUAUUAUGCUGUGAAUGAAAGCAGGGGUUUGCAUUCCUGCUGCAGAAAGCUCAGUUUAAACCAAAACCACAACAUUUUGGACUCUAAAGUUGGUCCUUUCUGAGCUAGGGAGCCUGCUUUGCAUUUUUGUACUGCAGCUCCGACUGUGUCACUUGGUGCCCUUUCAGAACCCAAACCAGGAAUUAGCAGAAAGCCACGCUUUAUCCGUGCUCUAGUCAAGGAAAGUCUAGCCCCUUGAAGUGACAGUUUUGGCAUAGAGCACUUGUCUUUGUGAUGGCUUCUGACGCAUCUCCAGGCCCAUGCAGUUUUCAUUAUGUUGUCCUGCUUUGUUUGAAGCCGUUGCACCCUAUUUUAAUCUGUUGUGAAUUCUCCCGUUUGUGUAUUACUUGUAUUUGAGCAGGGCCCAGGAUCAGGGCUCCCCUGCGUGCAAUGCUGUACGAAUUGGGAGUGAUAAGACGUUCUUGUCCUGGGGAGUUGCAUAGUCUAAUUUUCACGGUAUGGGGAAGAAUCCUGCUGCGAGGAGAGGACAGGGCUCAGGGUUCAAGCUCUGGUCCUGUCCCUGUCAUGGACACAAACUUGCUUUUGGAUUCUGGACAAGUUGCUUCACUUCUGUCCCUUACUUCCCCCUCUGUGGAUUGGGGACAAUUCCUGCCUCACAAGGGUGUUGUGUGGCUAGAUGUUGUCUUGGUUUCAAAGCACUUUGAGAUCUUCUACAGGAGAUGCUUUUCACCUGGGAGAUGCUGUAUGCUGUAGUGUGGUGUGUUCACUGAAGCGCUGAUUUCUUUUAAAACUUGUCAUUUUACCCUGUUAUUUAAGCUCCCAUCACAACUCAAAACCUCGCUCCCUCUCCCCUUGCUUUCUUUAGCAAAAGGACACUGGCCAAGUCACCCCUGCUGCCUAAGCUUGUUUCUUUCGGACAGUAGUCUUGAUUUUUUUCCUACUGCCGUUGUUUAAACGCAACCUGAAACCUGUUCGUGUUUGAACGUGCUGGUUGAAAUCUUUGCCAUGAGUUUCCCAGCCUCCUCCAGAUGUGAAUUGGCAAGACAAAUUUAAAUAUUGCAAUUAUAAACUUGUAGGGAAGCGUUGUACUUCAUUAAUGUAAGAGAUGGAAUCUGCUCCGAGGUACAAGGACAAUUAAAUAUUAGAGAAUGUCUUUGAUUUACAUUCCUGCUGUGUAAAUGUAAGGAAGGUUGCUGUAUUCUCUCUGCUUUCACUCUCACAAAAUGAAAAGCACACCCAGUGCAAGUUGUCCUUUGAUAGAUUUUUAAUAUGAUUUUAAAGAGUU